AUGGCGAUCAUCCAUUUUGAUCUUAGGAGGGAUGAAUAUCCAUUGCAGCAACAGGAAGCCUUGAUAUAUUUGAAGAAAAAGCUGCCGGGGUUGAAGAAGGUGCAUCUGGGAGUUGGGUUUGUUGCAGAACCGCUCGAUGGUGUGCUGGUAAAGAGGAGACGAGAUGGGUUUGCGAAUAUAAUUUUUGAAAAGGAUAUUAUGCAAACUUUUAAUGAGAAGGUGGAAGAGCCGAUGGGGAGCUCAAAAAUGAAGACAGUGGACUAUGACAUAAAAGUUUUGAGCGAGCAGUGA
Sclerotinia sclerotiorum 1980 UF-70 is the source of this 291-nucleotide messenger RNA. RefSeq lists its product with no specific name. The transcript is spliced from 2 exons. Bases 1 to 291 code for a protein of 96 amino acids. NCBI's taxonomy places the organism in Eukaryota, Fungi, Ascomycota, Leotiomycetes, Helotiales, Sclerotiniaceae. The record is from RefSeq and is a predicted model, not a curated record.